UAUUUUAAAUGAGCACUCUCAGUUGACGCAAUUAAGCGCUCGGACAGAGGCACAGCUUCAGCAAUUGUGGUCCGGGGGGACUUACCCCCGCCAACCCUCCUUUAACGACAGCCUGCCCAGCGAUGUCCUUCGUCAGGCACUGCAGAGGAGAAAGACGAAUCAGCACUCUCUCUUCAACCAUCAUCCCUCCCACUCUCCCUCCACAUUUCUGUGCUGCUCCAUCUCUUCUCAGACUUGUGGGGCUUUGUGGUGCAGCACAUUGAGGUGACUUCCUGCAGCUCCACAGCCAGACGAGACCACGCAGGAAGACACUGCUGCAUCAUUCAGCCUUGGCAGGAGGUUUCCUCUUUUUUUUGUUUAAAGUUGGAUGGGACUUUUUCAACAUGCUUAAGUCUCUAUUUGUAUAUGGAGUGUUGGGAGUGAUGCUCAUUCCAGUAAAAUCUCAGCUUAUGACCGUGUGCAUGGAAGAGGAUGAGGAACUGAGAGUAGACUGUCUGAUCGAGAACAAGCCUAAUAUAAUCAACACCUAUCAGUUCUCGUGGUCUAUCGGAGUCAGGCAGGAGAUCAUUAACACCAAUGUGUCCAGUGGGCCAGCAACUCACCGCUCACUACUCAUAAACAAAAGCAGAGUGGAGGAGCUGGAGCCCGUCGGCUACAGAAUGACGCUGUCAGACUUCAGAGAUAAACUCUCAGACAACACCACCUUCCUGUGCAACAUAUCCGGGCAGGAUGCAAACAUCAGUGUUCAGAAGGAUAAUAUUCUCAGCUGCUCAGCUGUAAGCCUGCUUCUGAAGAACUCCUGGUCAUGGAUGGUCUGCCUGCUGCUUUUCUUCUAUCAUACACACAGCUAAGAAAGCUAUCUUACCGAAAACAUACAGGCUACUGCACGAGCACACACAUCUAACCACGCCUCUGCUUUUUGUCUACAUCCACAAACAUCCCUUGCAUAAAAAACGCUGUCUCUCUGUCUUAUCUUUUCUUCCAAGAAGCACUGAAACAAUAUUGGAAUGUUUCCAGCAAUAAUGAUGACUCAGAUAUGGUUCAACAGAAAUAUUUAGUGAUUUGCUAUUUGUAUGCAUAAACACAGCUGUACUCUGGGUAUGUGGGUAAAUAUUACUUUGGAAGAUGCUGCAUUUGUUUCCUGUGUUUUCAAUAAAGAUACAACUGAAAACCUGAUUCUAAUUUGCUGUGAAUUCAGAGCUCACUGGACUGAGAUGGAAAGUUUGAGAUGAAAAAAAUGGAACAUUUGGGGGGUGUUGUUUAUAAUUACAAAAUCAGUCUUGUCUUCAUCUUGACACUAAAUAAUGAUUUAAAGGAGUCAUGUCUUGGCAUGAUUUAAAAAGAAAAAAAAUGCAGUCUCUUUAAAGUGUCUUUAAAGGCUCCUCAAAGAAAAAGCUAAGGAUUCAUGAGAAGCUUGUCUUUUUACCAAUCUCUUAACACCAGCUGCUAGCCUGAGCUGUUGCUCCAAUAGUCAAGACUAAACACACAGAAGUUACAUUUGAAUUUUAUGCUCUACUUUUCUGGAACGCCCUUCCAGGUAAUGUGAGCUCUGCUUCAUACUGUAGUGAUUUAAAAUCAACAAAACAGAACCUUUCUGUUUGAUCUGUUUUGCCACUGUUAUUGUAAGCUGUUACUAUUUAUUAACUGAUACUAUUUAUUGGUGUUCAGUACUGUGCUUCAACUGCAGUAUACAUUUGGCGAUCCUGUUAAUGUUAUGUUGGGGUUUUGUUUGUUUGUUUGUUUGUUUGUUUGUUUCUAUUUUUUGUGAAUUCCCUGAGUCACAUUUUAUGUAACUUUAUGUUUGUAAUGCGCUUUUAUGAAUUAAAGGCCAUGACUUCGGAUUAA
Messenger RNA from Oreochromis aureus, 1845 nucleotides. Its product is annotated as thy-1 membrane glycoprotein. NCBI's taxonomy places the organism in Eukaryota, Metazoa, Chordata, Actinopteri, Cichliformes, Cichlidae. The transcript is spliced from 5 exons. The record is from RefSeq and is a predicted model, not a curated record. Bases 384 to 851 code for a protein of 155 amino acids.